GAGUCAGCGCAGUCUGCUGAGUAGUCGAGAGUGUGUAUCAGAAGGAAAGGAGAGCUCAAAUCUCUGCGGUGCAGAGCUGGAAGGCUGCUUCUCCAAGCAAAAACACCAGACGCCCAAGUCUAUAUCUUAUUUUCCUGGCUGAAACAAGGACUAUACCGUAUAUCUUAUUUGACGAGGACAGGACAGGAGCCUGCGUCAACUAAAACUCGGUAUUCUUUUCUUCUUUUUUAAUUUAUGUGUUUAAUUUUUAAGUUCGUUUCUGCUGCAAGGACUGACGGUUUACUUUUUGCACUGAGGCGAAAUUCUACCUCCACACUCCUUGUCUGUUGACCACAUCAGAACCAGCAAGCAAAAGUAGGCUACAUGACGCAAAUUCCCAUGUCGUUUGCUGUGCAUUAGUCUGAAGUUUUUCCCACUUAUUUUUAAUUUUCUAAUUUUUUUAAAUCUCGGAACGGUGUUGCAUGCAACAGUACACGAGUCUGCAUCAUUGGAUGAAUAGGAAAAACGACUGUAUGAGACAAGAGAGUGGAGAAGAGACGCUUAUUAUUAACAAGUCUGUUUUCGUGACGCUGGCAAACACCUUCGCCCAUCUGCAGCAGAGUCGCAGCGGCACCAUGAGCGCAGAGCUGAGCAUGGGCCCGGAGCUACCCAACAGCCCUCUGGCUCUGGAAUACGUCAACGACUUUGACCUAAUGAAGUUCGACGUGAAAAAGGAAGGUCUGGCCGGCCUGGAACGCGCGGCCGUGCGCCAGUGCACUCGGCUUCAGCCCCAGGGCUCUGUGUCCUCCACCCCGAUCAGCACACCGUGCAGCUCUGUGCCUUCAUCGCCUAGCUUCAGUCCCACAGAGCAGAAGAACCAUCUGGAGGAGCUCUACUGGAUGCCCAACGGCGGGUACCACCAGCAGAUUGACCCACAGACGCUGAGCCUGACCCCGGAAGACGCAGUGGAGGCCCUGAUCGGAGUCACAGCCCACGGCCACCCCCCUCCCCCGCACGUCCAGCAGCAACUGCAGCAGGGAGGUUUCGAAGGCUACCGAGGCCCUCACCACCACCACAACCACCAUGGCCAUCCCCAGCAGCACCACCAUCCGUAUGGGGGAGGGCUACCACAUCACCCGGAUGACCUGCCUGGACACCCGGGAGGGCACAGCCACCCACACACCCAGCACCACCACCACCACAGCCAGGACCCAGACAGCCCAUCCCCUGUUUCCCCAGACUCCCACCAAGCCCUCCACCACCAUCGCCACCAUCACCACCACCCACACGGCCACCAGGGCCAGGGGCACCCAGGCUCGGGCAAUGUGGAGGACCGAUUCUCUGACGACCAGCUGGUGUCCAUGUCUGUGAGGGAGCUGAACAGGCACCUGAGGGGAUUCACCAAGGACGAGGUCAUCCGUCUCAAGCAGAAGAGGAGGACCCUGAAGAACAGGGGCUACGCACAGUCCUGCCGUUUCAAGCGGGUGCAGCAAAAACAUGUCCUGGAGAACGAGAAGACGCAUCUGAUAAACCAGGUGGAGGCGCUCAAGGCGGAGAUCAACCGGUUGGCGCGCGAGAGGGACGCCUACAAACUCAAGUGCGAGAAACUGACAGGAACAGGAGCGAAUAACGGGAUCCGCGAGGCAGGGUCCACUAGUGACAACCCGUCAUCACCAGAGUUUUUCAUGGCCAAGGUAGAGGACCUACAGCUUCAUGCUGCUCCAGCUCUACCAGGGGGGAACCUGCCUCUUCACACCCAGCCAAGCCUCCUCCCGACUGGGAGGAAUCUCUCUCCUUUGGGACAGGAGCUCAACUGAGAGCAGCCGUGCUCAGAAUCCAGGUCCUGGCUCCGUCCUCCCGCCCCAGGCCCGGCUGUCUGUUUCACCACUACCCAGAGACAGAAAGGUGGAGGAAAAAAGGUUGUGGACCGGGAGAGAUAGAGGGGUGCUGCACAGAUGUUGAAGCUUAAUUUGACUGUCACAUCAUCAGAGAGACCUUUCCCACACAGCAGAAAAUGCGAUCCUGCCCGAGUCUUGAAAAUGCUUCUCAGCCAUUCUGUUUAGGUCUUUGUCGAUAAUUUAUGUGGUUUCUAAUAAAGCAAAUUUGAAACAUUA
Molecule: messenger RNA, 2093 nt
Organism: Esox lucius (northern pike)
Lineage: Eukaryota; Metazoa; Chordata; Actinopteri; Esociformes; Esocidae
Gene: mafba
Product: v-maf avian musculoaponeurotic fibrosarcoma oncogene homolog Ba
Exons: 3
Coding region: 462-1796 (444 amino acids)
Biological process (GO): regulation of transcription by RNA polymerase II
Cellular component (GO): nucleus
Molecular function (GO): RNA polymerase II cis-regulatory region sequence-specific DNA binding; DNA-binding transcription factor activity, RNA polymerase II-specific
Source: RefSeq, a predicted model, not a curated record